AUGCGAUCAAAUUCAAUUUACAUUAUCUACCAACGUUAUCAAAUAUUUACUGUAUGUGUUAAUGAUACUACUCAACAACGAUGGAAAGCUCUCACUGAUUGGUUUCAACUACAAUUAAAUUCUAAUCCACCAUUAUCAGCAUUAAACGAAAUAAAAACAGUUUUAUUUUUAAAAAUUUACUAUAAUUAUUAUUGUAAUAAUCAAUUAUCUUUGUUAAACAUGCUAUUAGAAACAAUUGAAAAUACAUUACAGUUAUCAACAGAGGAAUUACAAGUAUUUCGUGUUAUAUUAAAACCACAACAGUUUAUGAUUGGCUAUAAUGCUACAGUUGAUGAAGAACAAAAUUUUCUCAGAAAACUAUUUCAACUUGAUUGCCAAUCUCUCGAUGAAUUAUCAAUUAGACAUGCACUUGUCAAUCUAAUGGCAAUGAUUAUACUAGGCGGAAAAGAUAAUUUCCUGUGGUCAUUUGCAUUUCACCCAUUAUCAUUAGAAAAUACAUACGGUAAGUAA
Didymodactylos carnosus is the source of this 510-nucleotide messenger RNA. The record is from the annotation of a GenBank genome assembly. NCBI's taxonomy places the organism in Eukaryota, Metazoa, Rotifera, Eurotatoria, Philodinida, Philodinidae.